Molecule: messenger RNA, 413 nt
Organism: Solanum pennellii
Lineage: Eukaryota; Viridiplantae; Streptophyta; Magnoliopsida; Solanales; Solanaceae
Product: auxin-induced protein 15A-like
Exons: 1
Coding region: 83-334 (83 amino acids)
Biological process (GO): response to auxin
Source: RefSeq, a predicted model, not a curated record
ACAAGUUUAACUACUCAAAGCUUUUCAUGUGCUUUUUCAGAAUAUUUAGUACUUCUUCUCUUCAUCAUUUGCUUAAAAGAUCAUGGCUAUCCGUAUGCCUCGUAUUAUCAACAAGUCUUCUACAACUAGAGAUGUUCCAAAAGGCCACUUUGCUGUUUAUGUAGGGGAAAAGCAGAAAAAUAGAUUUGUUAUCCCCGUAUCAUUCUUGAGUGAACCUCUAUUUCAAGACUUGCUUAGUCAAGCUGAGGAAGAAUUUGGCUUUGAUCACCCAAUGGGUGGUGUCACAAUUCCCUGUACCGAGGAUGUGUUCAUUGAUCGCUUGAAUAGGAUCUGAGGCUUUUCCUUUCACAGUUUUGUAAAGAACAAGAUUUACAGUUUGUACAUUAGAGAAUUAGGAAAUACACAUUAUUUAC